AUGCUGACGCCACCUUCCCGGGACCUGCAAGACCGGUUUGGGGACCAGAGUCAGUGCGCUGGGGGCGCGGGUGGGGCUACCCGGGGUCCCGGACCAGCAGACAGCUCGGGAAGGGCAGGCGCUGGCAGCCCCGCACAGGGCGAUCCCGGGGUCCACCCUCCCACGAGGAGCGACCUCACACUUCCCCGGAGCGGCAGCGCGGCUGCUGCGUGGCGGGCGCAGGAGCCCGCGGGGGCCGGGCCGGGCUGGGGGACCGCAGGUGCGGGUCUGGCUCCGGGCGCGGCGCUGGCCGGACUCGCUCAACUAACUCGGCGGCGAGCGGCGCCGGGCCGUGGUGGGGGCGGGGGGGCGGGGGCCGAGUCUCACCUGUGCCUGCAGCUCUGCCGGAGCCCGACGGGGCCGGGGCGCGAGCUCCUCCUCCGCCGCCGCUGCCUCCGCUGCCCGGGCGACCGGGGGCCGCGCGGGGGCCCUGGGGGGAGGAGCAGUGGGUCCCGCCGCCCCGCCCCGCCCCGCGCCCCCCGCCCCGCGCGCCCCCUCCGCCUCCUCCCCUCCCGCUGGGCGCUGGGCUCCCGGCUCCCGGGCUCCGCUCGCCUCGCAGGGUAUUUUCCAGGCUGCGGAGGUAAGAGCUGCGGGAGCACCGAGCCCCGCCCCGCCCCGCCCCGCCGGGUCCUAGCGCCCGCCCCCGUGAGCCCCGGGGAAGGGGCGAAGUCCGGGAGGAGCUUCACACCAGCAGAGGACUGGGGACCGAGGAGCAUUAGCCGGCGGCGUAGCGAAGUAGCAAAGUAGCCUGGACUCUCAGAUUCUGAGAAGAAGCGUGCACCCUUUGGAAGGCUUCCUUCAGCGGCAUUACCUCCUCACGCUCAAACAGUGCCUGCCAGCAGGGACAGGGAGCCUGGCCCUACCUCCUCACAGGGCAGAGAGUACUGAGCAAGGUGCCGCUUCUCAGGCCGAAGGGCUGGUGUGGGUGGUCCUCGCCUGGGCCUCUGCUGUGAGAACGAGGUUCUAGGCCAAGCUCCAUUCUGGGAUCAGGGCAUUGUUGCCUAGGGGGCUCUUCCUGGAGUCCUGGGCCAGUGGGCAUCUCCACCUCUCCCCUGGAGGAGGCUGCCUCCUUCAGCACCUUCUAAAUUUAGGGCUUAGUUCUGUGACUCAUUUCUGGAUCUGCUUGGCUCCCUCCUCCAGGAGUGUGCUCCCACGGUAUUUUUAUCCUCCACUGCCACAGACUGAAGAAUACAGACCCCAAGUUCUGCAGGAACCCCAGACUAAGAAGGAUUCCCUGCUCCCGCUUGCCCAAGUUGCUCUGGACAGCUCUCCGACCAGAACCUAUACUCCAGUCCCACUUCCAUCUUCCCAGCUUCCUCUUCCCCAACCAGAGCCACUGAGCUGGUGGUGGUGUGGCCGUCUUGGGGGCUCUCUUCCAGGGGAAAAGGGGUGGAACCAAAUCCUGUCUCCUCCCAUCUGGCUUCUAGACAGAUCCCACACUUGAACGCAGGAGAUCUGCUUCUUUACCAGGCUCCCUCCGCUGGCCUUACUGCACUUUUCUUCCCACCUCUAAAUAAGGAGUUUGAACCACAUUACUACUUAUAAAGGCUUGGACCAAAGCUGAAAUCACCACUGGGCCAGGCCUCCACCCAUCUUCAAGCAGGGUGGGCCAGGGGUGGGGUUUCUCAUGCCUAGUGGGUCCUGUCUGUCAUUUAGGAGCCUCUCUGGACCCAGCGCCUGCUUUGUUCAAAAGAAACACAGCGGAGAGAGUGCUCAGUGGUUAAGAGCACUGUCUGCUCUUCCAAAGGUCAUGAGUCCAAUUCCCAGCAACCACAUGGUGGCUCACAACCAUCUAUAAUGUGAACUGAUUCUCUCU
Meriones unguiculatus (Mongolian gerbil) is the source of this 1855-nucleotide messenger RNA. RefSeq names its product collagen alpha-1(II) chain-like. NCBI's taxonomy places the organism in Eukaryota, Metazoa, Chordata, Mammalia, Rodentia, Muridae. The record is from RefSeq and is a predicted model, not a curated record. The transcript is spliced from 2 exons. The coding region runs from base 1 to 786 and encodes 261 amino acids.